GGCGGAAAGGGCGGGGCGCGAAGCGGAAGUGCGUCAUCUUUUCGGGGCGUGGAACCCUCGGUGAAAGACUUGAGGCCUCCUCAUCGACGCCUCGAUUAGAAGCCGGCCGGCGAGUGAGAAGGAAGGUCGGGAAUACUCGGAGUGACCAUGGCAUCCCCCUCAGAAAAAGUCUUCCUGAGUUAUGAAGAAACAGCGGGUUCGAAACUGCUCCGAAAAUCGAAGGAAAUGCCCUUCGUCCCCAUAGGUCUGGCGGGCUGUUUCGGCCUGGCCGCCUACGGCAUCUACCGGCUGAAGCACCGAGGAGAGACCAAAAUGUCCAUCCACCUGAUCCACACCCGGUUGGCCGCCCAGGGCUUUGUGGUGGGCAGCAUCGUUUGUGGCGUAGUCUAUUCCAUGAUCCGGGAUUAUGUUAGGAAGCCUCAGUCGUCUUCAGAAACCCGUUGAAACUCUCCAGUUCCUCACUACCACAGGGAUAGUUUUCCACACUGCGGUGAAGGGAGAAAAAAAAACAAUUUAAUUAUACCUCUUCCACACACAACCUUCCCUGCCACCAAUUUCCUUUGGGUGUCACAAAAAUCCCUUAUUUUUUAUUUUAUUUUACUUUCAUUUGCCCAAAACUACGGAUUGAGUUUUCUUCCUUCGCUGCCGUUUCAACCGUCUGCGUUGGCACUAUGUGAAAUCGAGGCAAUUCCAGAUUUUUCUCUUUCACAGAUAACUUUUUUGGGGGGGAAAAAAUCAAAUUGUGACACUCUCCACUGUGUAUAUUUUCCGCCCAAAAUUGAGACAUUUUUCCCUGCUUCCUUCAGAAAUGAAUUUAGGCCACAAAUCAUCAAUCCGCCGAUACAAAAAAUUUGCUUUUUAAAUCCAUUUCUGGGGAAGGUGGAUAAGUUGUGGUGUUUUUGUCGCUUGAAAUUGUGUCGCCCUCCUGUUAAAUGUGCUUUUUUUGGGACACUGGUGCCCAUGCACACCAGAAAAACCACAACAUUGUGACUGUGAGAGAAAUGAGGAAGAAUUCUAACUCUUCAGCUGUCUAUCAAGCUAUUUACAAUUGUAUUUAUUACACCUUAUUAAAACCGUAGAUAUUUAAAUUAUUUAGCAAAAAAUAUAUAUGUGACCUUAAUAUUUUUAUGUGUCCAGUCUACACGUGUGUGUGUGUGUGUGUGUGU
Ahaetulla prasina is the source of this 1166-nucleotide messenger RNA. Its product is annotated as HIG1 domain family member 1A, mitochondrial-like. NCBI's taxonomy places the organism in Eukaryota, Metazoa, Chordata, Lepidosauria, Squamata, Colubridae. The transcript has 4 exons. The coding region runs from base 148 to 444 and encodes 98 amino acids. Gene Ontology annotation, cellular component: mitochondrion. The record is from RefSeq and is a predicted model, not a curated record. Gene Ontology annotation, biological process: mitochondrial respirasome assembly.